AUGGCCCUGGCGAAACCGCCCUGGACAAGCAUUGGCACGCUCAGCGGAGCUGCCUGCGGUCCACGUGUGCAGCCUGAGCGGCUGCUGGGCUACGGCUGGGCACCAGGGAGCGAGGCCGGUGUGGAGGAGAGCCAUGGCCGCGAUGGCCUGGCCGUGACCGCCUGCGCCGCCUUCCGCGCCGGGAGAGAUCGGCAGAAGCGGCGCUUGGAGAAGCGCCCGGCCGUGGCCAAGCGGCUACGCACAUGGAAGCGCAUGACAAGGCCACACGCGUUUGCACCUGGGACCAUGCCGGCUUCUGGAUCCAAUGGGGCCAAGACAGCCGCCUUGGUCUUACAGGAGCAGUGGCGUCGCGUGCAGCCCAAGGCCGAGCCCGACGAAUUCCGGGUCACCAUCCGCGUCAUCCCCUUGUUGUUGGCGCAAGGGCUUUGGUCGGUCUUCGUGGUGUGCAUGCACCUGGUGACUGGUUGGAAGUUGCACAACUCCUCCAUCAUCCAUCCACUCCUUGUCGGAGUGCUGGGCUUGCUCUUGGCCUUCCGCACCAAUCAGGCUUAUGAGCGGCAUUGGAGCUGUGGCAAGACCCUGGCGGAGUUGCAGAAAGUGCUGCAGACCAUGCUCAGGUAUGCAGCGCAUUUGUCUAGAGAUGACUGGGAGAUCUACUCCUGCAUCGUCCGGCACUUGAUUGCCUUCCCUAUUGCGCUGAAGCAGCACCUGAAGCGCAGUCGCGACCCAGAGGAGUACAUGCGGAUUCUGGAGUACACGGAGAUCGAAGACGUCGUUCGCACCGGACGCCCGCAUACGCUCAUCCUCUCCAGCUUGUCCAUGCUCAUAAGGCCCUUACGUCAUCGGGAUGACGGCGAGGGGAAGAGCCUGGCGUUGUGGUCGCAGAUGGACAACUGCAUCACCCAGUUGCAGACGAUCUCCUGCAACCUGGACCUGGUGGUUCAGUUGCCUUUGCCAGCAAGCUAUACCGUCCACACCAGCCGUUUCAUUCGAUUAUGGAUCGGUACGUUGCCCUUCGUUCUGCUGGGCUUCAUUAAACCUGUGCUGGUGCCGGUGAUCGUGCUCCUGGUGGCGUGGGCGCUCUAUUCCACUGAGGAGUUGGCACAGAUCAUGGAGGAACCCUUUGGAGAUGAAACCGCAGGCAAGCCUGAGACGAUCAAGCUUGAUGUCUUUUGUCGUCGGAUCAUUUUUGCUCUGAAGCAGCAAGUCUGGGUCCAGGAGACGCUGGACACCCGCGUGAACGCGGGAAGUUGGGUGGUAACCCGUGAAGACAUACCGAAGGUCCGGCAAGUGGAGAAGGAGGAGCCUCUCCACAUGAAGAGCGCUUGGGAUGUCGACUGA
This is a messenger RNA of Durusdinium trenchii, 1341 nucleotides long. The record is from the annotation of a GenBank genome assembly. Lineage: Eukaryota; Dinophyceae; Suessiales; Symbiodiniaceae.